Prorocentrum cordatum is the source of this 1107-nucleotide messenger RNA. The record is from the annotation of a GenBank genome assembly. Lineage: Eukaryota; Dinophyceae; Prorocentrales; Prorocentraceae.
AGUGGCCCGAGUCCGCCGCGGGGCCCCCCGCGGGCGCCCCCGCCCCUCCCUCGCGGGCGGCGCCCCGGGGCGGAACCCCUCUGGUGGCGGCGCGGCCGGCCAUGAACCCGGUCGCCCUGGCGGCGGUCGGGCUGAGGAGGGAGCUGCGGGAGGAGCACUUGCUCCAAGGCGACGGGGACACCACCCCGUCGGCCCGCGGCGCAGUUGACGAGGAUUCCUUGGCACCUUCGAGCGCUGGCGCCGCAGACGGACCCGCCCCAAGGCCGGGGGCCGCGUGGCCACCAGCUUGCGCCGAUCUCUUGGAGGGCCUCUGCGGCAUCUGCCGCGGCCCGGGCGCCGCCAGCGCCGCAGGGCAGCCCGUCGAGCCGGAGGAGUGCGAGGGCCCCGCUCCCCGCUGCGCCGCCCGCCGCGAGGAGCAGGAGGUGGAGGGUCGAGCUGUGGGCGCUGUCUUGAGGCGAGGCCCUCGGCGGCCUCCACCUGCAGUUCCUCCCCGGCGCCGGCCCCGAGUCCGUGGCCGACCGCCUGCCGGCCUGGCAGAGCCACCUCGAACCCGCGGGCGCGUCGCGCCCAGCGGCCGCCGACGCGGCCAGGCGCCUCACGUGGACGCGAGCUUCUGCGGGUUCGGCUCUGGGCUCUCCCGCGGCUGCUUGGGGCUGGGAGGCGCGGUCGUCGUCGGCGGCGACCCGCCAUUGGCCUGCAAGUUGUCUGCUGCAAUGUACGAAGGGUUGAACGAUGGCCGAUUGGUUGCCCAGGUCGCCAUCUGGUUUUCGACGGCAGGUAUGCGGUCAUGAUCGAGUGGGCGUUGGAUGGGAGUGGCCCGGCAGGUGCCCACUGGGGAUAUCACCAGAAGGCCUCUCCGUGCCCGAUGUCGAUGGAGUAGACGUCGAUGAAGGCGUUGAUGAGGUCGCCGGGUAGCGGUCCUUCAUGAAGUCCUGAUGGUCCUUCUGGAAGUUCGGUUGGAGCUUCUGGAAGUGUUGCUGCUUCUUCUCGAAGUUUUUCCAGGGGCAGUCUCGCCAUGCUCGUGAGCGGGGGGCCGGACUCCUGGCCUAGGAUCACGAGGGAUGUUUUAGCCGAGACUAGACGAAGUUGAUUAUGUAGAUGUGUGUG